Fusarium coffeatum is the source of this 1545-nucleotide messenger RNA. RefSeq lists its product as uncharacterized. Bases 1 to 1545 code for a protein of 514 amino acids. The transcript is spliced from 5 exons. NCBI's taxonomy places the organism in Eukaryota, Fungi, Ascomycota, Sordariomycetes, Hypocreales, Nectriaceae. Gene Ontology annotation, molecular function: medium-chain fatty acid-CoA ligase activity. The record is from RefSeq and is a predicted model, not a curated record. Gene Ontology annotation, biological process: fatty acid metabolic process.
AUGUCAACCCUUCAGACCGCAAUCAACAAGAGCAAUCCCUCUGCGGAGGCAAUUAUCAUUCCCUCCAAGCCCAAAGCUCUCACCGUCAGCUACGCCAACCUCGAGUCCGACAUCUCAACCUUCCAGCGCAAGCUCGCCGACCUCGGCAUCACAACAGCCGCGCCCGUCUCCAUCGCGCUCGUAAACUCGUACGAGUUCAUCGUCUCAUUUCUCGCCGCCUCGUGGCAGCGCGGAAUCGCUGCUCCUCUCAACCCGGCCUACAAGCAGGAUGAGUUUGAGUUUUAUAUCGAGGAUGUCAAGAGCGCGAUCGUCCUCGUUCCCAGAGGCGCUUGGGCUGCUGGUGCGCCUAGUGUGAAGGCGGCUAAGAAGUUCAAUGCUGCUGUUGCUGAGUGCUAUUGGGAUGAGAGCAAGGGUGAGGUUGCGCUUGACGUUAAGGAUUAUGGACUUUUGAAGGGCAAGAAAGAGAAGGUUCUUACUGCUGAGCCUGAUGAUGUUGCUCUUAUUCUGCACACUAGUGGCACCACAUCGCGCCCCAAGGUGGUCCCUCUCACUCAUCGCAACCUGACCCGAACCAUGAACAACAUUAAGAACACAUACGAUCUCACACCCAAGGACCGAACCAUGCUGGUCAUGCCUCUGUUCCACGUCCACGGUCUUCUCUGCGGUCUCCUAGCUCCUCUAUUCACCGGAGGCUCCAUGGUCGUUCCCAACAAGUUCUCCGCCUCCGAGUUCUGGACCGACUUCAUCACCCACAAGGCCAACUGGUACACAGCCGUUCCCACGAUCCACCAGAUCCUUCUCAAGAACCCUCCUCCCAGCCCCAAGCCCGAGAUUCGCUUCAUCCGAUCAUGCUCCAGCCCUCUGUCGCCCACUGUCUUCAAGCAGCUUGAGGAGACUUACAACGCUCCCGUUCUCGAGGCGUAUGCCAUGACAGAGGCCGCUCACCAAAUGACCUCCAACCCUCUUCCUCCUGCCAAGAGAAAGGCUGGAACUGUCGGUAUUGGCCAGGGUGUCGAUGUCAGAAUCCUCAACGAGCAGGGCGAGGAGGUUCCCCAGGGUACUGAGGGUGAAAUCUGCAUCAUUGGCGAGAACGUCACCAAGGGCUACGUCAACAACCCCAAGGCCAACGCUGAAUCCUACCACAAGAACGGCUUCUUCCGAACCGGUGACCAGGGCAAGAAGGACGAGGAUGGCUACAUCAUUAUCACUGGCCGCAUCAAGGAGCUCAUCAACAAGGGCGGCGAGAAGAUCAGCCCCAUCGAGCUGGACAACGUUCUCACCCGCCACCCCCAAAUCAGCGAGGCCGUCAGCUUUGCUAUCCCUGAUGAGGUUUACGGACAGGAUAUCGGUGUUGCCGUUGUUCUCAAGAACGGCGAGAAGUUGACUGCUCAGGAGCUCAAGGCCUGGGUCGAGGAGCGCUCUGCCAAGUUCAAGGUGCCCAAGAAGGUUUACUUUACUGAAGUCAUGCCUAAGACUGCAACUGGUAAGAUCCAGAGAAGAAUCGUGGCCGAGACCAUGAUGUCUGCUCCCAAGGCCAAGCUGUAA